GAGCUAAGCUUAAAAUACCAAAACAUGAGUGCAGCAGCUGCUCCAGGUCCUGCUGGUCUUUUGCAAGCCGCCCUGUUGACCCCGAAAAACAUGGAUCAAACUUAAUUCUGUCCUAGUUAAGACCUUAAACUAAUUGGCUCACCGAUAUGGCUGCGAGGAAAAUCAUGUGGCCAUUCUUGUGGCAGCAGUCCUCCAGAGGUUAUUUCACCUCCGGUGUACUCAGGGCUUACCCGAGGCUCUCUCCUCAAGAGGUUACGGCGAUACUGCGCGUCAACGAGUACACACAGGAGUUUCAAGGCUUCAGUGUCAAAUCCUACGACAGCAACCAAUUGCCUUCAAACAACCCCAUUGAGGAUACGCGAGCCGAGGCCCGUUGCCUUCUUACACAAGGACUGCUUUUGGGAAUUUUUGACGGACAUGCUGGAGGUUCGUGUGCCCAAGUACUAUCCAAGCGUCUUUUCAAGUAUGUGGCUGCGUCGCUCCUCCAUCCAGAAGUGGUCCACAAAUAUUCCCAGGCGCCGACAGAUCUGAUUCAGUCGUUCAACGACAACUACGAACUCGCCAAGAUCCUGGAAGAGCUGUAUUCAAGCAGCUUCAAACAGUUCCUCACUGAUCUAGCCAAGCAGACAAGCGAAGUUGAUGCAAACAAGGCUCUCGAGAGGGCGUUUCUACGAAUCGAUCACGACAUGAGCCAGGAGGCUGAACCGACGGUGGCUGGACCUGCGAGCCAAGCCACCUUGACUGUUGCUACUGCAGGCGCGGUGGCGUGCGUUUCCUACAUUGCAGGCGCCCACCUACACGUCGCCAGCACUGGUGAUUGUCAGGCUGUGCUUGGUUCUGUGACGGAAAACAACCGCUGGACGGCAACCAAGCUCACCGAAGAGCACAAUUCGGACAACGCAGCCGAAGUUGCUCGCAUCUUGGCAGAGCACCCACCCAACGAACAAGACACUGUGAUUAAAAUGGACAGACUCCUAGGGCAGUUAGCUCCAUUGAGGGCGUUCGGCGACUUCCGCUUCAAGUGGAGCCGAGAUCGCCUGAGACGCCUGCUAGUUCCCAAGCUCGGAGAUCAGGCCCUGCCGCCCAAUUACUACACACCUCCGUAUUUGACUGCAAAACCCCAGGUGACACAUCAUAGACUGACUCCAAAGGACAAGUUCCUGGUGAUCGCAUCAGACGGGCUUUGGGACUUGAUUUCGCCCCUGCAGGCCGUCCGCCUAGUCGGCGAGCACAUGAGUGGCAAAGUGACUUUGAAUCCCUUCCGCCUCCCCAAGAGCGAAAUGAAACUCAAAGAGGUCAACCAGCUGCUGCUGCAAAGGAAGGAGGGUUUGAAGAUGAAACCACUGGACACAAACGCAGCCACCCAUUUGAUCAGAAAUGCCCUCGGCGGCACUGAGUAUGGAGUUGACCAUGGCAAACUGUCGCAGCUGCUGAUGUUGCCUGAUGACAUGGUUCGUGUGUUCAGAGAUGAUAUUACUGUCACUGUAGUCUAUUUUGACUCGGAAUUUCUCCAAAAAUGUCCAGCCUGAAUCAGUCAAUGAGCUGGAAAUCUAUUCUAACUAAAUUCGAAAAGACAAACAUUUUAAUUUUUCACCAAAACGUGCUGGAACGCGAAAAAUCUAUGUUUUUAUGUAUUGGGAAAACUGAUUGGCUUUUGAAUUAAUCAGCGCUUAAUAUCCAACCGAAUCUAGUACCUUCUGUAGGUGCCGAAGCUUUUUAUCAAAGUCAGUAUGUCCCGUGGUUACGACCAAGAUUGAAUCGACGUUUAUUUAUUAGCUUAGAGUUUUAUUGUUUUGUUGUCACUACAAUUCAAAUAGAGCUACAUAUACGUUCACCUGAUUGUUCUUUGAUAGAAUAGGGUGGCGCCUUUUGUUGUUAAAUAUAUGCCAACUGCGUUGGCUAAUUGCGGAUCAAUUGACCUACCCAUGCUCACGGAAAUAAAAACUUAUGCCUGAAUAUAA
Messenger RNA from Cloeon dipterum, 1961 nucleotides. RefSeq names its product pyruvate dehydrogenase [acetyl-transferring]-phosphatase 1-like protein, mitochondrial (gene Pdp). Gene Ontology annotation, biological process: protein dephosphorylation. Gene Ontology annotation, molecular function: [pyruvate dehydrogenase (acetyl-transferring)]-phosphatase activity; cation binding. Gene Ontology annotation, cellular component: mitochondrion. The record is from RefSeq and is a predicted model, not a curated record. NCBI's taxonomy places the organism in Eukaryota, Metazoa, Arthropoda, Insecta, Ephemeroptera, Baetidae. The transcript has 5 exons. Bases 147 to 1529 code for a protein of 460 amino acids.